AUGAGCGACAAAUACGGAGCACCAGCAGGACCCCCACCCAUCUACGGAAACCAGCGAGGGAACGACGGAUACUACGACCAGGGCUACCAACAGCAGGGCUACCAACAGCAGGGAGGAUACAACCAGGGCUACAACAACCAGGGUGGCUACUAUCCACAGCAGGGCUACCAGCAGGGCUACAACCAGGGCUACCCGCAACAGCAGGCCGGGUACGCCGCUCCUCCCCCACAGCCCAUGUAUGCGCAACAACCUGUCUAUGUGCAGCAGCAAUCGCCUCAGAGGGGCGGCCAGGACGACUGUCUGAUGGCCUGUCUGGCCGCCAUGUGUGUCUGCUGUACUCUGGAGAUGCUCUUCUAG
Messenger RNA from Yarrowia lipolytica CLIB122, 357 nucleotides. RefSeq lists its product as uncharacterized. The record is from RefSeq and is a predicted model, not a curated record. NCBI's taxonomy places the organism in Eukaryota, Fungi, Ascomycota, Dipodascomycetes, Dipodascales.